Necator americanus (New World hookworm) is the source of this 291-nucleotide messenger RNA. RefSeq lists its product as uncharacterized. The coding region runs from base 1 to 291 and encodes 96 amino acids. The transcript has a single exon. Lineage: Eukaryota; Metazoa; Nematoda; Chromadorea; Rhabditida; Ancylostomatidae. The record is from RefSeq and is a predicted model, not a curated record.
AUGCUUCGUUUUCUCAAUUCGGAAGCUAUUGACCGCCGAGAUGCGAUUAACGACGCCCUCUCGCUCGCGAGUCGGGUCAAGAUCAUGAGAUUCCGGCCGAGUAGUCACGGAAAUGCUCGUAUGCAACGACGAACACGAAUAGAGCUGUGGAAGAAUCGCAGCGUUUGCGCUGGAGGAACACGUUUUCGGGAAAAGAACUCAAACGCAUGUGAUAAAGCAAUAAAUGAACGAGGCAGUGACUGGUUGUGCUAUCCAAAAGAGGGAGCGACGUUCGCAAAAGUGGACGAUUGA